This is a messenger RNA of Emericellopsis atlantica, 1711 nucleotides long. RefSeq lists its product as uncharacterized. The transcript has a single exon. The coding region runs from base 258 to 1595 and encodes 445 amino acids. The record is from RefSeq and is a predicted model, not a curated record. Lineage: Eukaryota; Fungi; Ascomycota; Sordariomycetes; Hypocreales; Bionectriaceae.
CCGACUCCAUCCCCGACGCAUGUCAAUGUUUUUACGGCAACCUGAUCUCCAAAACGACUGGAGACAGGAAGUUGAAGAUGCUACUAAUAAAUGGAGUUCGGCGAGGAGAAGAUAAACACAGUCAUGUACAGAAAAAAGACACACGAUUCAACUUACCUUGACGCCUCAGACAUCAACCUCACAAUGCGAAGCGCGUGAAUCUGUCGCUAUCACUCACUCGAGUCCUUCCCACCCUAAGAUUCACCCAAUUCUAUACAAUGUCUCACCUAAUAGAGUCUUGGGAAGACGAGAAGCGGCACACUGUCUGGGAUCCCGCCAGGCCAGCGACGCAGCCCAUCAACCUCUCCAAUGCGUCGCCUCAGAAUCAGUCGCUAUUCCUCGCAAAGCUUCCUCUUGGAGUCCGGCACGUCAUCUACGGUCAUCUCUGGGCGCUCAAUGGUUUGGAGCAGCACAUCUUCGCGGAAACAGUGUGGGACGACGAACCGGUGAUGCAGGGACUACACCUGCCGCCGGUAGUCAGCACGUCCACGGUAUCCGAGAAUCGGAAUAGCGAGAAUCAGAGGUUUGGAUUUCACCUAGAGUUACACAGCUCUGAGAAGCCGGGGAACGCGGAUAUAGACGCAGACACGCCGGAAGAGAACGACAGGGAUUAUAACAGUGGCAGCCACGCUGAUGGGAGUCUGAUGAACAUCGACGACAGCAUCGAGAACGAGUCUGAUCACGACGCGGACGACUACUUUGCACAACACCCUGACAGUCCUCCCUACGUCUCACCGGCUCACAGCAUGGCCGACUCAUCGCGCUCUCCCUCCAUCAGAGGAGCCUGCUCCUCUCCUUCGUCCUUGCCUCCAGACACGCAGGUGGGCCACAUCCGCCGCAGACGCUGCACAACCGAUUACGCCCAUCCAGAUAUAUCCUCGCCCAACCGUCUUUCUGCACUAUGUGACAAGCGUGCCAAGCAUUGUGAGCGUCAUGGCCCAACCUUUGUCGACGGGACGGACCCCACCUGGGAUGAGACGUGCUACUGCUGCAAGGAAGCGUACGACUGCUUGUUUGCCAAACACAGCAAUCCAGAUCCUCCCAAGGAACGUUCCGAUUUCAUGGCCAUGCUGCUCGUCUGUAAGAGCAUGUACGGCGAAGUACUGCCGAGUGUCAUGGAGCAUGUACGAUGGAGCUUCACCAAGCCCCAGCAUCUUUCCCAAUUCCUCAAGAUGCAAUUCCCCAUGAUACAUCUCAUCCGGCGGAUCAUUGUGCUCUGGGAUAUCAGGCAAUCGUUCGACUCCCAGCUCGCCGAGUGGAAGGCAAGUCUGCCACUGCUGGCUGCGAUGGAGAAUCUGAAGGAGCUAGAGAUAUGGAUGGAUUACAAGCGAGCAUGGGUCAAUAACGAGGAACGUCUCGAGAUGGAGGAUCCGCGACAGGCCAGGAUAUGGGCUAUGGCGCCCACGAAUGUGCAACUGCGCGUGACAUAUCCGAAGAGGGUGGCGGAAAGCUAUUCGCAUGAGCCGGAGGACGCAGCGCCGUAUCUGGUGAGGUUUGUCAGAGGGACAGGCGGCUGGGUCAACCUCCAAGAGGUGCACAGUGAUACAGAGAAUUAAGUUACGUGGUUGCUUUGACUUAUUCAGACGAUGUACUUUGCAAAUUUAGUCCAAGGGGUAUGCCAUUACCCAAUGCAGAACAACCAGACGCAUCACAUUCGGUGCGGAAGACACCU